AUGGCUCAGUCCAUCGGCUCCACGUCAAUCACCCAUCACGGCAUCGGCCACAGCCACAACACCGCUCAAAACAUCAAUCAAUCGACAAAUCAUACUAACCCGAUGCAGCAUCCUAAUUCUCUACACACCAAUCUCACCCACAAUCACAGCGCCCAUCCAAGCUCGACCAGCUACAACAAUCAUCACCGGAAAUCUAGUAACGACAAUGACGAAGAAGCCAUUGCCCGGAAGAAGAAGAAUGCCGACGCCCAAGCUGCAUUCCGGCAGCGGAGGCAGACAUACAUCAAGAGCUUAGAGGAUACGGUUACAGAACUCAAGAGUGCAGUCACUGAGAUGGAGAUAAUCGUCAAAACAACCAGCCAGGAGGUUAAGAUUCAGAAGCAACACGUCGAGCAUCUUGAAUUCAAGCUGGCUGCAUACGAUAGCGGUGAACUUAAACCUGGCGCCUUUGAAAGCAAUCAGCAUUGUCAAUGUUGCAAAUUUGCCCCUCCGGAUCUGAACUCCCGUCUACCCAGUCCAAAUAACGCCACCCAUCAUCAACCCCGCCCGAUAUCUACUCCCACCACCUCUGCCAUUACUAUCAACACAGCUGCUGCGGACUGUCCAACACCUGGGCCAUCAAUUGUAACUCCAACCAUCACUCAUGAGAAUAUGACUCGCGAUUGGCCCUCCCGGCAAGGUGUUCCCUCCAUGUUUCCUCACGAUUCCCACUCCCGCUCCACUCACCACAAUUCUGCUCAAGGCUCACCUCAUGAUGCUCCCCACCCGAGCACAUCGUUAGAUUUUCCUCGUAAUAUUCUUCAUCAUCCGCAUCAUCCCAACGCUACCAUCCCCAACUCUUCAUACCCUCGAGCUGGGUGCGAUUUAGCUCUCUUUACUUCGUUCGGUCCUUCGGAAAGCCCCCCGAUAACCAAUUUUUACUCUCAGACUGAAGCCAAUCAUGGGCCCACACAAGCGCCCAAUUCGUUAGGAACUGCCUACACACCCCUCGGCCAUCCUCAAUCUUUUGAUGCGCAUCACUCGGGAACCUUGUCUUCACCUCGCAUGUGGUCUCACAACAAUCAUACCAACCCAUCGACUUACGCCGGCGCAGAGCCUAAUUCCAAUUCUAACCUCGAUGGCUCGCCGAAACCUGGGCUAUACCCAAUUGAUGGCUCCCUUGCAGACGUCGAUUCCUCUGGAUUUCGCUUGCAUCGUGGUAUUAAUGAGCGCACGCUCAUGCGCCCAACUGAAUAUAUCCCCUCUCACGAAGUUCGGCCUAUUCCUCAGAGCUAUCCCGUGGUGUCGACUCUCACUUCUCCCAGGGCUGAUAGUCACUUUGCGGUGGCAGGCCCAAAAACUCGAUCUUCAACACAGAACAAGCGGCGAUGGAAUGAUGAAAGAUUUGGUCCAAAUCAAGAGACCCACGAUCUUGAUGACGCACCGAACCCGGGCAAGGCUGGUGUCAAGUUGAAUGGAAUUCCUGCCAAAGUCGCCCGGUGCGAACAAGUAUGCACAGAAGUUUCGAAAGUCGUUUCUCAGAUGAAAGAAGAAGCAAAAGCCGUGACCACAACGAAACCUUCGACAAACCCCUCCACUAGUCAUCAGUCGGUAUCACCGAACACCACAUCAUCUACUAGUUUUCCUAGCCCUCACCAUUCUUCACACAACAGCCUCAAGCCGCAAAGAGCGAAAUUCCAUGGUCACCCUCCCCAGCUUACAUCAUCAACCGCGACGCCAGCCGGUUCUCAAAUCCAGCCACACGAAGAACCACAACCCGAGCAAGAUGACCGCCGAUAUCAAUCCAUGAUCAGCAAUUGA
Molecule: messenger RNA, 1800 nt
Organism: Puccinia triticina
Lineage: Eukaryota; Fungi; Basidiomycota; Pucciniomycetes; Pucciniales; Pucciniaceae
Exons: 7
Coding region: 1-1800 (599 amino acids)
Biological process (GO): regulation of DNA-templated transcription
Molecular function (GO): DNA-binding transcription factor activity
Source: RefSeq, a predicted model, not a curated record